AUGGAAGGUUUGCCGCACUACUCGACGAAUGUCAUAAACACGUCGGCAGCUUCAUACAACCCUUCGCCCUCAGCCAUUUCUCCGCACCAGCUCCAGCAGCAACAGCAGCAACAGCAGCAACAACAACCCACCGCGCCUGCCCCCCCGCAGACACUGCCUCCUCUCCAGCCCAGCAACACGGUCAUGCAGCAACCUCCUUCCUACGGCAGCUACCCUCACACCCCGAGAACUGCAACCCCCAACACGCCUGCUUCCACUAGCAACAUGGCCAGCUAUCCUCCCCCUCCCCCCAACGGCGCUGGCCGCGGUGCUGGCUAUCCCAUGAUGGGCAGCAACCCGUAUCCCCAGCAGUCCUACGCGACAUCUUCGGCCAUGAUGCCCCAGUCCACCACCGCCGCCUCGCAUCCCCAGCCCAUUGCCCCGGCCCCGUCCCCGGCUAACGGCCGUGUACCCCCGGUGCUCCGCCCGAUGCCGGCUGGUGGAGUCAUGCAGCCCGGUAUGAACUCCCCCUACGGCCAAAGUCCACUCAUCGCCGCUCAGGCGUCAAUGCUUCCCGAGGGCGAUCAACCCACCCACGUGGUUGGCUCCCAGGGACGCCGUGGGAUUCUCCCUAGCGCGCCGGGAAAGCCCGCUGCUCCCGCUGCCGGCAGCGCGUCUGCGAAGAACCAGAUUCCCCAGAAGGAUGCCGAUGGCAAGUUCCCUUGCCCGCACUGCACAAAAACCUACCUCCAUGCCAAGCACCUCAAGAGGCAUCUACUCCGCCGUAAGUUCAUCCCCCGAGCCCUUCUUCUUUCCUAG
Molecule: messenger RNA, 798 nt
Organism: Sordaria macrospora k-hell
Lineage: Eukaryota; Fungi; Ascomycota; Sordariomycetes; Sordariales; Sordariaceae
Source: RefSeq, a predicted model, not a curated record